AUGAGUUCUGACAUAGUUUUCUCUACAAAAACCACUGCAAGUUAUGAUAAGUUCUCAAUUGUUAUGUAUAUUUCGGAAGGAUUUCUCAUUCUGCUGGUCAAUAUAUUUUUGGCGAUCAAGUUAUUCAGUCAUCCAAAUUUGAGAUGUCAAAAAGAAUUUGUGGUUAUUGGAUCGUGUAUUGUUUUUGAUAUAUUUUUUGGUAUGACUUAUUUCAGUGCUGGAGUUUUUCGACUUAUUGUUAUUCUCAAAUACGAAUGUAAGUAAUGACUUUUCUAUUUUUUUUUGUCAGAAACUAUAAUGUACUUGCCUACAUUAUAUUCUGUCAUACUUUUUCAGAUUUUCCGCUUGUUUCGAUGUUUGAUUGUUUCUCCACAAUUCAUAAUCAACUUUUUAUAAUUAUAACAAUAAUGGCUGGAAUUCAACUUUUUUCCACUGCCAUCGAUAGAUUUAUCUGUAUAUUUUUCCCAUUUUUCUACAUCAAAUUACAUCAUGAAUAUUCUUACUCGAUCAUGUUUUUACCAUAUUUAAUUUUAAUACCUUUAUGGAUUCCUGGGUUAACUGGAGCUUAUGAAAAUCGACUUGUGAAAAACGUAAGUUUAUGGAAUGCAUAAUUUUUCAUACUUAUUUUUCUUCAAUUCUCAGUUUACAAUGAAUUGUUUGCUGAAUCAAUCAAUUACAGUAAACUGGUAUGUUUAUUAUCGAACAAUUCGGAUAGUUUGUACAAUCUUAUGUAUUUUUAUCUACGUUCCAAUUUUUGUGAAAAUGUGCCUGGUAAGAUAAGUUUUCCUAAUUGUUUCAAAUAUAAUUUUAGCGUUCACAGAGUAUCCAAAAUCACACAAAACUUGUUCCCGGUUCUACGAAAAACAAUAAAAGAUUAUUGAGUAUGACAAAAACAGUGGCUCUAAUAACAGGAAGCACAUUUAUUCUAUUUACAAUACCUGAUUUGAUAACUUAUUUUUAUCCAUUUGUCAAUUCAAAUGUUAUGUAUUUGAUGAAUUUGAACAAAGGAGUUGUGAAUAUUUUGAUAUUUAUGACAACUCAAAAAACACUUCGACAAUUGAUGUUUCCAACAAAAAUUCAAGAAAUUCAAUCAGAAGCUUUUUCAUCGCGGAAAAAGAAUACUACUGUAGUUCAAAUUGGUUAA
Caenorhabditis angaria is the source of this 1144-nucleotide messenger RNA. The record is from the annotation of a GenBank genome assembly. Lineage: Eukaryota; Metazoa; Nematoda; Chromadorea; Rhabditida; Rhabditidae.